Molecule: messenger RNA, 983 nt
Organism: Priapulus caudatus
Lineage: Eukaryota; Metazoa; Priapulida; Priapulimorpha; Priapulimorphida; Priapulidae
Exons: 3
Coding region: 145-672 (175 amino acids)
Source: RefSeq, a predicted model, not a curated record
UCCAUUGUUAUUACCGAGCCGAAGCACGAAAAUGCAAUCUUCCCCCAGGAACUAGUUCAAACAACGGUUCUUUAUUGACACGCGUUCGGUAGAAACUGCAGUUCCUUCCAAUCAGCGUACAAUAUAUAAAAAUUGAUUGAGGGAAUGACAUGCCGAUACUUUUACAUGCAUCGAUUAGGCGUGGUAGGCAGUGCUUACUACGAGCGCCACGGGGGAGGUGGGAACUACCAAUGUCUCCCCUCAGUCCCGCAGUGGGGCAGGUUCCAAGAUGGAUUCCAGUCAAACAGUUACAUGUAUGGAGUGGAAUACCAAGUCAAUACAUUCAACCCGUUCCUGUCGAGUCCUCUAUCAGGCAAGCAGUUACUCGAUCAGAACGCUGUGUGCGCAGUGUGCCGUGUACCCGAUCGUGCCAGCGAACAAAUGAUCCCUGCCUGGAACACAUGCCCUCCGAGUUGGUCACUAGAAUACCAUGGCUACCUCAUGUCGUCGCACAACAGCCACAAGGGUCGGUCAAACUUCGUGUGCGUGGAUGAGGAUCCAGAGGUGAAUUCGUCGGGAGAUGGAAACGAGGACGGAGGUCUGUGGUACCCCGUGGAGGCUCACUGCGGGUCACUGCCAUGUCCAAACUACGUGAAUGGACGGGAGAUCACCUGUGCUGUCUGCACUAAGUAGUGCACAUAUUUCAAUCACUGUAUCAUUCGUAACUCGGCUUGACGAUCUGGAUUAAUACGUACCGAUUAAGAUAAUCGACUCAGUAGAUUAGAAAAUAAGAUGCUAAUACGAACUACCCUCCAAAUACAUAAUAUUAUCGAAAUUAUCAAGAGCGUAUUAAGUUAGGUUAUUAUACUUAAUACGCUCUUGAAAUUAUCUAUUGCAGAAAAUCAUGUAAUUCCUUAUGCGAUUAGUUAUUUUGGUUAUGGUCAUCCCGAUAAAUUUUCCGUAUGCAAUUCUUAUUGACAAUUAAACAUUCACUAUUCACAUUA